Messenger RNA from Gamsiella multidivaricata, 1017 nucleotides. RefSeq lists its product as uncharacterized. Gene Ontology annotation, molecular function: carnitine O-acetyltransferase activity. The record is from RefSeq and is a predicted model, not a curated record. NCBI's taxonomy places the organism in Eukaryota, Fungi, Mortierellomycota, Mortierellomycetes, Mortierellales, Mortierellaceae. The coding region runs from base 363 to 929 and encodes 188 amino acids. Gene Ontology annotation, cellular component: mitochondrion; peroxisome. The transcript has a single exon. Gene Ontology annotation, biological process: carnitine metabolic process.
GUUUCAUCCCCCCCCUCCGUUUCUUUCUCGCGCCAACCCCUCUCUCGAUCUCGGCCUCCACCCAACCCUGGCCUUCUUUCAUAUUUCUUGGUUCCUUUUCUUCGUCUUUUUUUCCGUUUCUUCUUUCUCCACGCUCCGCUCCUCGUCUUUUCUUUUUUUCCUUCUCCUCCACUCCCCACUCUUCAAUCCACUCCCCACUCUCUUUCUCACACCUUUGCAUUUCUCUCUCCCCACUCUUCAAUCCCUACUCCUUCUGUACAUAUCACUGUUCAUCUCUUCUGUUGCUCUUGCCUGUCUGCACACUCCCCGCUUCUCUCCCCACUCUCUCUCUCUCUCUCUCUCUCUUUUUCUCCUUCACUACCAUGCCUCCCCAUAACAACCUCAAUCGCCCAUCCAUGAUCUCGUUGCUCGCAACCAGCCCUCUUCCGAACCUCAACAAGUCCGCAGAAAACUCUCCAGCGGCUUCGCCUGUGCUCUCGCCCAUCCAAUGCCCCAUUGAAGUGGCCCCGAUCGUCUCUGUCAUGGACAAGGGUCAGGCCGAGCUCCCCUCGCUGCCCAUCCCCCCUCUGGACCAGACCCUCGAUCGAUACCUCGACUCUGUCCGUCCCCUCGUUACCGAUCAGGAGUACGAGCAGACCGUCGCCGCAGUCAAGGCAUUCAAGGGCGAUGCCCAGGAGCAGGGCUCAGCUCAAGGAAGGGAUCUGGAUCGUCGUCUGAGGGAACAUGCCAAGGCAUGUGAAGCACGCGGCACCAGCUGGCUGGCGGAGUGGUGGGACGACUGGGCGUAUUUCUCGCACAGGGAUUCUUCCACGUUUUUUGUCAAUUACUACUUUGGUUUCCAGGACGAUCCCCGCAUGCCGACGCAGACUGCGCGAGCUGCACUAUUGGUCAGUCUUGCCCUCGAGUUCCGCCAGCUCAUUGCAACGUAAGUCACAUAUUGUUAUCGCAAUGUGAUGGACAAACCAAGAAUGGCGGGAGUGCACUAUGGAGAUUUAAAGAUGGGACAUGGACGUCCAC